Molecule: messenger RNA, 1959 nt
Organism: Fusarium poae
Lineage: Eukaryota; Fungi; Ascomycota; Sordariomycetes; Hypocreales; Nectriaceae
Exons: 7
Coding region: 1-1959 (652 amino acids)
Source: RefSeq, a predicted model, not a curated record
AUGGUCGCCAAGAAGACCCUCGAAACGCCUCGAUGCCUCACUAAGACUGGUAAUGCAGCCCAGCCUCCGGCAUCAAAUCUUGACGCAGCUGCAACGUUUCCAAAUAAACUCCAGCGUCGUCAGACACAAGUCCCAUAUCGACUCUUGCCUGCGGUACCAAGCGCUACUCCAGAGAAGGAUGUAGAAUACGAGGUCCCAAGAGAAGGUGAUGCACCUUUUGUCAGCCCUUUCACCUCAAAGGAACGGUUGACUGUGUCCGCCUGCCCUCGUUUCGCUCGCCCUCAUAAUGGACAGGUGAACGGGUACGUCAAGUUCAACUGGCCUACGAAACAGGACUCAGGUCAACCGCCUGAUCCUACGCCGUCACAAUCAGACGAUGAUGUUGAGGAUAUAACGCCGCAUAUAUCGCGAUCGCGUCCAGACACUCACAACUCUGGCAUGGUAUACCUGGACAUGUCUGCGCCCACGACAUCGCGAACGCAAAGCAGGAGGGCAUCAUCCGUGACCAUUGAGUUGGUGUUGGGAGGCAGCACUACAUCGCAGGCAAUGAUGGUGAAUUCAUCACCUUCACCUCAAGUAUUUGCACGAGCUCCGCGGAUGGUUCCCAAGAAGUUCGGCCACAAGGCCGCCAUGGCCGAGAUGGAUUAUAUCGACAGGAGAUUAUUCGACUUUUACAUCAAGAACUGGUGCCCAGGAAGGAGUGUUCUAACAACCACAAAUCUUUGGCUCAAAGACUUGGCUCCAAUGGGUGAAAACAAAGGCAUAUUGCAUGCUAUUCAAAGCCUUGCCGGAGUUUAUAUCUAUGACUAUUUGCCAGAUGAGCGUAUCCGAAAACGAAUUAACGAACGGUAUGCCAUGGCGAAUGAAUAUUUUGUCGAACUUCUCACUGCACCUGAAAGCAGAAUGCGCGGGCAGGGGCGAGAAGUCAUCACCAUGGCCGUGCUUCUUUCCAUGCAAGAUGCUAUCCUUACCGAACGACGUCUGAAAAAGCCUUACAAGCCCCGAUGGCUGGAGGGGUUUAAGCAGGGUGAAUAUUUCCUUCAACAAACAGAUCCUGGUCGUCGAUUAUGGAACGAAAGUUGCGGCACUGUUCAAUACGACUCCCUUCGGAUAUCUCAAUCAAUAAUCGUUGGUCGGGCUGUAAUACUUGCCCAGCCGAUGAUGGAACUCCCUGACCCGACAACAAUGAGCCCCGAGAUCGAAUCCAACAGGCUUAACUGGCUUAUUUACGGCACAGAAAAGGAUAUGCUUGAGAUUCAUGGUGGCUGCGGCUUUUCGAAGAAACUAUUGCACACCAUGAGCCAGGUCACAUACUGCGCAGCGCGUUUGCAGCAGGAACCUGAGAGUAUCAUCGUCCCCAUUACGGCAGGAUUCUUAAUGCGGACGUUGACAGACAUGCGCCAAUGGAGCCGUGAGGGGAAAUCUUGGGAACAGUGUCGACAGCAUCCCCAGACGAUAACCCGGGUGCGUGAUGCCGCGGAUAAUGUUAUAAUAUCCUCUAAGGAGGACAUGACGGACGUUACAGCCGAAGCAUGGAGAAUCGCAGCCAUAAUUUAUCAUCAGUGUCGUCUCUUAAGGCUACCACGAAACCACCCGGAUGUUCUUGCCAAUAUGGACGAUCUCGCCAAGUGCAUUCGCAUUAUGCCCACAUCGGGGCAAUUGUUCACAGCUCAGGCGCCUUUGCUACCGGUAUUUUUCUUGGGUUUGCUUGCUACUAAUCCUGCGCACAAGGAGGUAUCAAGAGCCUGGUUCCAACAAGUCACAAACACGCCAGUUCGAAGUAGUGUGCCUCCAUUGUACAAUACGCUCAAAAGAAUCUGGAAAUGGACCGACAACGAUGUAAACCUCCAGCUUGGAACAACUCCUGUUCCCGAAUCUCUCGGCCAGCGAUGUCCUUGGUGGGAACACCUCGUCAAGAGGGUUGGCGAAGAGGAAGAUGAGACUCUUUACCUGACUUAA